Molecule: messenger RNA, 3037 nt
Organism: Amborella trichopoda
Lineage: Eukaryota; Viridiplantae; Streptophyta; Magnoliopsida; Amborellales; Amborellaceae
Product: putative WRKY transcription factor 4
Biological process (GO): regulation of DNA-templated transcription
Molecular function (GO): sequence-specific DNA binding; DNA-binding transcription factor activity
Source: RefSeq, a predicted model, not a curated record
GGAAGAAGAGAGAGGAAGGCGGAGGAAGUGUGCUGUGUCUUUCUCUCUCUAGACGCAGGAAGAAGAGAGAGGAAGGCGGAGGAAGUGAAGUGUGCUGUGUUUCUCUCUACUUUAAGACACAGGAAGAAGAGAGAGAAAGGGUGUUGUGUUACUUUCUCUCUCUAAGUCGUCGUGGUCUCUGUUCUCUCUCUCCCUCUUUGCUACACCGCCCGUUCCAACCCAUCGAACCUCUCUCUAACUCUUUCUCUCUCUAGAUCACCUUCGACUCAACGGACUCUCCCCUCCUCUCUCUCUCUCUACAUGCUGGAAUUGAACGUGCACAGGACGACGACGACUUUUGGCAACACAGUCCCACCUCUCUCUCUCUAAAGAGCCUCACAAACCCAAGAGUUUCUCUCUCUAAAGAACCUCACAAACCCAAGUCUCUCUCUCGACCUCAGAAACCCAUGUGUCUCUCUCUCGACCUCACAAACCCAAAAGUCUUUCUCACUCUAGACGACCUCCAAGUCCAACUCUCUCUUCACCAUCAUCCCUCUCGCUUUUCCCACUAUUAAACGGAUGCCCAAUCCCACUUGCUGGUGACUUUCAGGAACCAAAUCCGCCCUCUCUCUCUCUCUAGAGUCUAGGCCCCAUUAGUCUUUUUCUCUCUAGAGUCCUACCCAGCUCUUCCUCUCUGAGCCAUUCACAUCUCCUCGAGACGACUUUCAGUCUAACCCCCGUCUCUCUAUCUCUCUCUCUCUCUAUCAAUUGAUCAACUCACCCAUCUCUGUUUCUCAUCGAAAGGCACGCAGGAAAAGAGACGACCUUUAGAUAUCCAGCCCCAUCUGUCCAUCCUCUCCAUUCUGACUUCCUCAAUUGCACACCUCUCUCUCUCUCUCUCUCUCCCUCCCUCUUGGAAUUCACGUCUCUCUAUCUGGUAACCCAUCAACCGCCAUGGCUGGAAAAGAAGCUGGGGCAUCAAAAGAACCACCACCUCGCCCCACUAUAACCCUGCCAGGUCGCUCUUCAGUGGAGAAUUUUUUCAAAGGUGGCUCAGAUAUAAGCCCAGGACCCAUGACCCUGGUCACCUCCUUUUUCUCUGAGAACGAUGCUGAAACCGAGUGCCGCUCUUUCUCUCAGUUACUUGCAGGUGCCAUGGCCUCUCCCAAUGCCUUCCAUGGCCGGAAUCCGGCCUUUUCCAGUGGCAAUUCUGGUUUUUCUGGCGAGAAUUCUGGCCAGGAUUCUGUAACAGUGAAACAGAGUAGGCCUUUGAGUCUCGUGGUUUCGCCUCCGUCUUUCCUUACUAUCCCUCCAGGUCUUAGCCCGACAGGCCUUCUCGACUCGCCCGUCUUUAUAUCCUCUGCUCAGGGGCAGUUUGGUAUCUCCCACCAGCAAGCCCUAGCUCAGGUCACAGCUCAGGCUGCUCAAUCGCAAUCACAACUGCACUUCCAAGCAGAGUACCCUCCUUCAAUCUCAGCACCUUCUUUGACCCAUUCAGCUCCUCCUCCUCCUGUCAACGCAACUCCAAUACAACAGAGGAUGCCUUCAGCAUCAGAUGGAAAAGAAUCUGGAGAGGUUUCUUACUCUGAGAGAAGGUCCCAUGCUCCUAUAGUGGUCGAUAAACCAUCUGACGAUGGUUACAAUUGGCGAAAGUAUGGGCAAAAGCAGGUGAAAGGAAGUGAAUAUCCUCGAAGUUAUUAUAAGUGUACCCACCCCAGUUGCCCGGUCAAGAAGAAGGUCGAGCGUAACCUAGAGGGGCAUGUGACGGAGAUAAUCUAUAAGGGUCAGCACAAUCAUGCAAUGCCUCAAACAAAUAAGCGUGUGAAAGAUGGUGGAUCUCUGGUUGGAGGCACUAGUGAAGGGAAUGGGAGCUCAGAUGCGAUUGCAAAAUCUGAGACAGGGGGUUACAGUGGUAGUUUGAGCAGUGUAAAUGCCCCUGGUCCCUCAAUGCAAAGGAGGGACCAGGAAUAUGGGCAGGGGACACCGGAUAAUAUGUCAGGCUCAAGUGAUGGUGAGGAAGCCGGCGGUGCCAUUGUUAAGGCAGAUGAUAGGCAUGAUGAUGAGCCCGAUCUAAAGAGAAGGAACAUAGCUGAUAGGGAGACACAAGUGAGUACUUCUCAUAGAACAGUCACUGAGCCUAGGAUUAUCGUGCAGACGACGAGUGAGGUUGAUUUGUUAGAUGAUGGCUACAGGUGGCGCAAGUAUGGGCAGAAAGUAGUGAAAGGGAACCCUCAUCCUAGGAGUUAUUAUAAAUGCACAAAUGUGGGUUGCAAUGUCCGAAAACAUGUGGAGAGAGCCUCGAAUGAUGCAAGGUCUGUAAUCACAACAUAUGAGGGGAAGCAUAAUCACGAUGUCCCGGCUGCUAAGAACAGCAGCCAUAACACUAUGCCCAUGGCUACGGGUAAAAUUUCGAGUACGCCUUUGGACAAACAGGCUACUACACUUCAAAGCACAGGUGUCUCGAGACCAAAAGAAGAGCCAUUCUCAGGUCUUCUGACCCAAAACCCGGGUCCGAAAUGAAUGGACUGUGCAGGAUAUUUAUCAGAAUUUUGCUUUUUGUCAGGUCUGAGAAAGAAAUUGGAUUCAAAUGCCAUCAUGGCCUGUAUUUGAUCGGCUUGGGCAGUUGGGUUAGAUGUAUAUUUGAUGACCCAGCCUGAGUGAGGAGGCCUUGGUAUGUACAAUUGUUCUCUCUUCCCUUCUUUUUUUGGUGUACAUUCUUUGGUAUUUUAUUGAGAUGGAGGAUGAUGCUUAUGAUUAUAUUGGCACAAAACUCCUCAGGGCCCAUCCCUUGUUGCAGAGUAUAUAAGAAGUAAUUUAUGAGGUGAUUUUAUGGCAAUGACACAGGGCUCCUUUGGUUGCGCUCCUCUCCUGAGAUGUGAAAGGUUGGGCCUCUUACCCUGCUGGGAUAUCAAAUUUGGGCUUCAUACUCUGUUGGGAUAUCAUGUUGGGGUUAAGAUAAUGAGUGAAACACUAUGAAUGGAAUACAGUACAAGAGAUUUUGAUGGUGAAUGCUCUCUCUCUUGGCCCAUUAUGUUAGGGCCAUCUCUCUCUCUCUCAA